UAAAAAAAAAAAAAAGAGAUAAAAAAUCCUGAGUUUCUAAGAAGAUUAGAAGAAGAGUGCCAGUGUUAUAAAUUCAAAGUUGGGUUCUCCCGGGUGUUCAAGUGACCGUGCUUCAGCUUCGUAAGCCAUUCAAAGCUAUUUACUCAUUAAGCAUUGCGAGAUUUGUAUGAGAAAUGGCUGCGAUGGCGAUAGGGAUGAUGGACGGUGCUUAUUUUGUCGGUCGGAAUGAGAUUCUGAGUUGGGUUAAUGCUACGCUUCAGCUCAAUAUCUCCAGGGUAGAGGAGGCUGCUUCUGGUGCUAUCCAAUGUCAGAUGAUGGACAUGACCCACCCUGGAGUUGUUCCAAUGCAUAAGGUGAACUUUGAUGCAAAGACAGAAUAUGACAUGAUCCAGAAUUACAAGGUUCUGCAAGAAGCGUUUAACAAGUUAAAAAUAGAGAAGCAUAUUGAAGUCAAUAAGCUUGUUAAAGGGCGGCCCCUGGACAACUUGGAGUUCUUACAAUGGUUAAAGCGUUACUGUGAUUCUAUAAAUGGAGGCAUUAUGAAUGAGAAUUAUAACCCAGUGGAGCGAAGAAGCAAGGGUGGGAAGGAGCGGAAUUCCAGGGUUUCACACAAAGUCUCGAAAUCACUCCAAGCAAACAACUUUCCCAGUGUUAUCUCGGGCAAUGGAACCGGCUUGAAGACUUCCGUUCCCAAACAAGGGAGAAAUUAUGCAGUGUCAGGUGGAGCUAAUUCUGCUGCAGAGAUUCAAGCAAUGUCUGAGCAGAUUCUGGACCUCAAGCUUUCCGUGGAUCAUUUGGAAAAAGAGAGAGAUUUCUACUUUGCAAAGUUACGGGACAUCGAAAUUCUUUGUCAAACUCAUGGGCUGGAGCAUCUGCCGAUGGCUGCAGCAAUAAAAAAGAUCUUGUAUGCAGCAGAUGCAAAAGAAUCACCUCUUGCUGAGGCUCAAGAACUGAUAAGCAGAACAUUGAAUGCUGAUGCAGCUGAAGUAGAGGAUGAUGCGUAGUAGUGCAAAUCUUGCCAAACAGGAUGGUCUGACUCUGUUUUCCUGGUGCUCGUUUUACUACUGUUCUUCAAUUCCAACUCAUUGGAGAGCUGCCUCAUGUGAGGAACAAUUAAUUGCCACUUUCUUGUAAUAGAAUUUAGAGUUUUGUUCUUUCAUUUGGAGAAGGUUAAUAUUAGCCUUCUGUACUUUGAAA
Macadamia integrifolia is the source of this 1197-nucleotide messenger RNA. RefSeq names its product microtubule-associated protein RP/EB family member 1B-like. Gene Ontology annotation, biological process: regulation of microtubule polymerization or depolymerization; thigmotropism; protein localization to microtubule plus-end. Bases 174 to 1004 code for a protein of 276 amino acids. The transcript has 9 exons. The record is from RefSeq and is a predicted model, not a curated record. Gene Ontology annotation, molecular function: microtubule plus-end binding. Lineage: Eukaryota; Viridiplantae; Streptophyta; Magnoliopsida; Proteales; Proteaceae. Gene Ontology annotation, cellular component: spindle midzone; microtubule plus-end; cytoplasmic microtubule.